Messenger RNA from Musa acuminata AAA Group (dessert banana), 1086 nucleotides. Its product is annotated as transcription factor bHLH35. The transcript has 5 exons. Gene Ontology annotation, cellular component: nucleus. Gene Ontology annotation, biological process: regulation of DNA-templated transcription. The record is from RefSeq and is a predicted model, not a curated record. Lineage: Eukaryota; Viridiplantae; Streptophyta; Magnoliopsida; Zingiberales; Musaceae. Gene Ontology annotation, molecular function: DNA-binding transcription factor activity; sequence-specific DNA binding; protein dimerization activity. Bases 68 to 847 code for a protein of 259 amino acids.
CUCGAGAGGAUUUAUACGGGUGCAGCAGCACGCAGUGGAUCAGAGCAUCCGUGCGUUUCUUGGUCUCAUGGACGCCGAUCCGAGUGAGUAUGCCAACUACUGGGAGAUCAAGUGUCUCCUAGACGCGGAGGAGCUCUGCAGCUUGGGAUUUGAUGAAACCUUGUCCGGGUACUGCAACUCCAGCUCGCCGGACAUGGCCGCUCAUUCGGCGCUACCGAAUACCAUCAUCAUGGAGCGGGAACGGAGGAAAAAGCUCAACAGAAAGCUGUACAAUCUCCGGAGUGUAGUCCCCAACAUGACAAAGAUGAGCAAGGCGUCGAUAAUCUUCGACGCGAUCAACUACAUACAACAGCUCCAAGAGCAAGAGAAAUCACUGCUGAAAGAGAUAUCGGAGCAGGAGCCUCACAGGAAGAGAGUUGCACCGGUCGAUGGACAGCUUUGCCGUGCACAAGCGAAGAAGUGGAGAACGGCGCCACGGAGCUCGUGCAGUGCCGAACUUGAGUUGCCGAUGAUGCCGUCCGUGGAAGCGAUGGAAGUCAGCGUGCGUGAGUUGGGCAAUGGGAUCUCUGUCAUCAUCAUCACUUGCAGCAAGAAGAGGCAUGCCAUGGUUCGCGUGUGUGAGGUCGUCGAGUCUCUCGAUCUCAGGAUCAUCGCUGCCAGUGUCGCGUCUAGAUCCGGAAUGAUCUUCCACACUCUAAUGGUCGAGGUUGAUGGAGGGCAGAGUGCUCAUCUGAAGGAAAAGAUCGAAGCCACCUUCGAGCAUUUGAUGCCUCAAGAAGCCACUGCAUCAUUUCGUGAAGCCGAUCCAAAUAUUACAAGACCGAGAACUCCAUUGUUCUACGCAUAGGAUGACAGAUCCAAGAGUUUGAGCAUGUAUGAUCAGCUGCUAUGUUUCUGUGAAUCCAAGUGUAUCGGAUCAUUGCUGAGCUAGCUAGAGAUCCUGCAAUGUAAAAGACAAGGAUGUUAAGAGGUUGUCGAAUAGGUCUCAACAUUGCAGUGCACCAAACAAUAAAAUGAAUGAUGUAGAAGCACUUGUAUUAGGAGUCUCUAGUUUUAGGAGAUGAAAUAAAGAAUGCAUUAACGUAA